AUGUUAUCCAAAAAUUGUAACUAUUUGAUUUCAUCCUUAAAAAAUAAUAAUAUUGGUAACAAUAAUAGCAGUAAUAAUAGUAGUGAUAAUAGUAGUAGUAGUAGUAGUAGUAAUAAUGAUGACAAUAGAAAUAAUAAUAAUAAUAAUAAUAGUAAUGAUUAUAGUAGUAAUAAUAAUGGUAGUAAUAAUAGUAAUAAUAAUGAUAAUAAUAGUAAUAGUAAUAAUGAUAAUAGUAGUAACAAUAAUAAUAGUAAUAGUAAUAGUAGUAGUAAUAGUAGUAAUGGUAAUGAUAAUAAUAUUAUGUUUAUAUAUAAAACAAAAUCUUUACCAGAUUCAUAA
Schistosoma intercalatum is the source of this 339-nucleotide messenger RNA. The record is from the annotation of a GenBank genome assembly. NCBI's taxonomy places the organism in Eukaryota, Metazoa, Platyhelminthes, Trematoda, Strigeidida, Schistosomatidae.